AUGAAUACGUUAGAUUCUCUAGCUUUCAACUAUCUCAGAUUCGAUAAAUUAUGGACGUGGUGGUUAUCUGUCCUCGCCGCCGCCGGAUUUUGGAGGAUCAAAGUCCCUUCUUUGUCUCCGCCGGCGAAGCCAAGCCAAGCCGCCGCCGUUUCCAGUGAGCCGCCGUCAACGGCUCCUAGAACUACGGUAACGCCGUUUUCCGCGUCGGAAGGGGUAGAAGGCUCCACGAAGGGGAAGUUCGCCGCGUAUUUUGACUGCGAUGAUGAGCUGCUGGCCGGCGGUAACGGCGUUGAGAGUAACGGUAACGGUAACGGUAACGGCGGCGGUGGGGGUGAAGGAGUGGUACGGGCGUUGGGAGAGGGUAAUGGAAACGAGAAUGGGAGGAAUGGGGUGGUACCGUUACCAGGAUAUAACGGUGAUUGA
This is a messenger RNA of Ipomoea triloba (trilobed morning glory), 423 nucleotides long. RefSeq lists its product as uncharacterized. Lineage: Eukaryota; Viridiplantae; Streptophyta; Magnoliopsida; Solanales; Convolvulaceae. The transcript has a single exon. The coding region runs from base 1 to 423 and encodes 140 amino acids. The record is from RefSeq and is a predicted model, not a curated record.